AAAGGGAAAUUAUUAUCAUGAUGGAGACCGCGUCGCGAAAUGAAAUCGUUAAGAGGCGAGUAAAUCAGGCAAAUGUGCUCAUUGGAGCCUCAUAAGCAUGGUUUCAUUAGCGAGGCGUCAAAAUGCCGCGAACUGGGUUAAGGAACUCAACUCUGACAGCUGCAGCGGGUGGCCAAAAUCGGAAUCAAAACACCAUUUCAUAUUCAAAUCAACUGCAGCUGGCAACUUUUGAUUACCAACACAGCCGGAGCAUGAGGAGGACGCCACAAACUGCGCGAUUGCAUGUAGCAGCACUUAGAGCUGAGCACAAAAAGUAAAAUCCUCACAUUGCUGUAAUCCCCCCAGUGACACCUCAAGUCAGUCGCCGUGGGAAAAUGUUGGAGCAGCAGAAGCGCAAUGGAGUUACGGCAGAGGGUGGGUUGGCAAGGUGGAAAUGUCGGAAAGUUGGCGUGCGAAAACUGGCUAACUUCUUGGUGGCGCACACUGCCACCAGUCAGUUGGGAUUUACGAUCUGAGCGGUCAAGUUGUGGUGCGGCGAGCUGCGCUUAAAUGGCGCCAUUUGCGGUUCGGUGGCUUCGGCGGGACUGGAGCUGUGGUCAGCCACUGGCCAAGGGUGCGUCGGAACAGGAGUGCAACAAAGUUUUCCCUCUGCACGGAGACCCAAUAAAUGUUUAAUUAGAGCGCAGACCACACAAAAGCAGGAUAUCAACCAUGGCGAUUGCCUACGACUGGAAGACCAACGAUGUUUUUGAUGCCGACUUUGGCUGGAAUCGUUCCUUCUCCGAGCCGGAUCUCACAGCCAAUCAGAAGUCGGGCGAUCUCAGCCGGUUCGCCAUCAAGCAUCCGCACGAGUACAUAGCCGUCGAUGACCUCAAGUACUUCCGCCGCCGCCAGCCCGUCCAUUUGCACACCCGGAGCAACGUGUGCCUGCACAGCGGCGAUGAGCCAGCGCCCAGCUUUGGCUCCCUGAAGUCCGAGUACCGCAAGCACUUCCGUGGCACCCAGUCCCGACCCAGAUCCUUGCUGCGGCGCGCCACCUCGCUGCGACUGGAGGGAUUCAUGCAGCUGCUGUCGGAGCACCAGGAGAAAUACCACUGGUACACGCCCGAGGACCUGCGCUUCUCCCGCACCUUUCCCGUCCGCAAUCCGGAGAACCUGCAGUUGGGCGAGGGCAGCGAGGGCAACGCUGCCGCCGAUGGCAUGAAGAACUCCUCGUACCUCAUGCUGGAUCCCAGCACCAAGAUACUGCCACGCGAGGUGUUCCUCGACGAGUCGGAACUGGCGGCCAGGAACCAGCCACCCACUAGCAAGCUGGCCGCGGACAAGUUUCGCCGCGAUGUGGCUGCCCAGGAGCAGCAGCGAUGCCAUCUGCAGAUGCGUGCCCAGGCCGUGGACCGCGAGCAGCACGGCCAGGUGCCGGAGCCCUCCGAGUACCGUCGCCAGUUCGUGCAGCAGUUCCCCGAGAAGGCGCACUCCAUACCCCAGAUGAGCAGCAUCAAGAUCCAGGGUGAGUUCGUAGCGGUGCCGGAGUACCGGGACAGUUUCCGUAUGUAUGCCAACUACUCGAAGAGCGCACCCAUCAAGAAGAACGACAACCUGCGCGUGUCCGGCUCCGAGGCUGCCUGCGAUCCCAGUUCGGAGGUGCCGGAGUAUCGCGACAAAUUCAUCGACCCACCCAAGCACGUGGCCAAAGAGAAGUCCCUCAAGACGGACGACCAUCUGCGUCCGCGCGGGGAGUUCACCAAAGAGAUUCCCGAAUACCACGAGAGCUUCCGAGAUCCGCAGAUCACCGAAAUGCCGGAGCGAGGAAAGCCCCGGGAGCCGUUCCUUCGCCUGCGCGGCAAGAUCGAGUUUAAUCCGGAGUACAGGAAUAACUAUCAGGAUUUUCCGCGUUCCCGACCCGUCGUCCAGAAGCCCACUUCCUGCUUCCGGUUGCCCACCUCGGGCGCAUGCCACGCCCCAUCCGUUCACCAUCAGCCGGAAGAGGAACUGGAAACACCUGUCCUGGUAACAGUGCCGCCAUCGGAGGUAACCGCCACACCGGAAUAUCGCCGAGCGCAGUAUAACUACCAACUGCGGGAGCGGCCCAGGGAUUUGGAGGCUGCUCCAGCCGGUGUCCAGGGGAAUCUGCGCAAGAGCUCCGAUUCCUCGUUGGAGGCCAGACAGCCGCAGGCCCAGAUGCCCCACAAGCGGAGAACUUCGCGGCAGCGGCAGAUCAAGGAGCCCGAGCAGCCGUUGGCCACCAGGUUCGACGAUGUGGGCGGCAAUGCGGCCAAAAAGCCAGCCCGCUACGGCCGACGAGCAUCUGUCCUCCAGAACGCAGCCAGCUGUCGGGAGAACUCGUCGAUCAUCGAGGGCAAUCCCAAAUACGCCGUGGGAUGUCGGCGCUCCAAACAGCCAGCCGGAAAUCAAACACAACCACCCGGUGCCUUCGUGGUGCUCGACGAGCCGUGCAAGCCUUCCAACUGGAUGAAGAAGACCUGGUACGACUCCUAG
This is a messenger RNA of Drosophila teissieri, 2496 nucleotides long. RefSeq lists its product as uncharacterized. The coding region runs from base 712 to 2496 and encodes 594 amino acids. The record is from RefSeq and is a predicted model, not a curated record. NCBI's taxonomy places the organism in Eukaryota, Metazoa, Arthropoda, Insecta, Diptera, Drosophilidae. The transcript has 3 exons.